Molecule: messenger RNA, 2124 nt
Organism: Aspergillus niger
Lineage: Eukaryota; Fungi; Ascomycota; Eurotiomycetes; Eurotiales; Aspergillaceae
Exons: 4
Coding region: 1-2124 (707 amino acids)
Source: RefSeq, a predicted model, not a curated record
AUGCUGGGAAGCACCGUGGUGCAAUACUUGGGUGUUUUAGUGGUGGUGACAGCAGCUUAUGUGAAGCAGCAGCAGCAAAGCGUGAGUCAACGACGGGAACGGGUUUCAUCGCCGGCUCCCCCCACAACAUCCACUUCUUCUUCCACUUCCUCCUCCGCCGAAAAAGUCUCCAAUGCCCCUCCCGAUCGCCUCGAUUCUCCCCCUCCGUCCUCCUACUACACAUUUCCUCUCAUAAUGGCGACCCCCGUUGACUCCUCACAACCCCCGGCUGAAAUGCAAUCCCAGCAAUCCUCAUCAUCCCCAGGCGCUGCCGCUGCUGCCGCCGGCGCCAACGCCUCCGCUAAGCCCGCUAAACCGCAGCAAUCACAGCCCGCCAAGCAACAAUCACAACAGCAACAAUCACAAUCCAAAGGGAAGGAUACUGCCGCCGCUGGUGGAGAUGGUGCCGCGCUCUCCCCCGCCGAAUUGAAGAAGAAAGCCAAAGCUGAAAAGGCCGCCCGUCGCGCUCGCGAACGCGCCGAACGUGAACAGUCCGGUGGUGGUGCUGCUGCGCCCGGUGGGGGUCAGUCAGCUGCUGGUGGUAAGAAGGGCGCGUCGGGUCCUGGUGGUGCCGGGGCUGGUGGAAAGGAUGCUUCUGGUGCUGCGACGCCUCAGAAGGGUGGUCAUCAGAAACAGUUGCCUCGCCGGGGUUCGGCGCAGGCGACCGGCCAGCUGGGGGCGGCGGAGUUGAAGAAGAAGCAGGAAGAGAAGAAUGUCUCGGUCUUUGGACAUCUGUAUGGUCAGCAGCGCAGGACUACGAUUGCUGGCGCUGGAAAAGAAGUUCAUCCGGCGGUUUUGGCGCUGGGCAUGCAGAUGAGAGAUUAUGUGGUUUGUGGUAGUAGUGCCAGAUGUGUUGCUACUUUGUUGGCUUUCAAGAGGGUAUGUCUUUAUUCUACUGAUAUGCUGUGGGGCUCAGGAUGUGUUAACGUUUGUCAGGUUAUCGAAGCUUAUACUACCCCCUUGGGAACCUCUCUCGCCCGCCACUUGACUACUCACCUCUCGCACCAGAUUACCUACCUCUCUACAUGUCGUCCCUUGUCUAUCAGUCAGGGUAACGCUAUUCGCGCCCUUAAGCUCGCCAUCUCCUCCAUUGAUCCGUCUGUCCCCGAAGCCACCGCCAAGGCCUCGCUGUGCGAUUUCAUCGACAGUUUCAUCCGUGAGAAGAUCACCGUCGCCGACCAGGUCAUUGCCGGCAGCGCAGCACAGAAGAUUCAGGAUGGAGAUGUGAUCGUCACAUUUGCGGGCAGCUCGAUCGUGAAGCAGACGCUGUUGGCAGCACACAAGGAGGGCAAGCAAUUCCGCGUUUCCAUCAUCGACUCGCGACCCCUGUUCGAGGGUAAGAACCUGGCGCGCACGCUCGCCAACGCCGGUCUGGACGUGCAAUAUUCCCUCAUGAACGGCAUCAGCCACGCCAUCAAAGACGCCACUAAAGUGUUCCUGGGCGCCCACGCCAUGACCAGCAACGGUCGCCUGUACUCGCGCGUCGGCACCGCGCUGGUCGCCAUGUCAGCCAAGGAGCGCGCCGGCGGCGUCGAGGUUCCCGUCAUCGUAUGCUGCGAGACAGUCAAGUUCACAGACCGCGUCGCGCUGGACAGUAUCGUCGUCAACGAGAUCGCGGACGCCGAUGAGCUGGUUACGGUCGAGCCAGUUCAGCAGGAUUGGAAGGAGUCGGCGAAUCUGCAGCUGCUGAAUAUCAUGUACGAUGUGACGCCGGCGGAUACCUAUAGUGCAUCGGAUGAGUACGAAUAUCAACAUGGUUUCUCUGGUGACUGGAUGUACUCCGUAGCUGGUGAAAGCGGUGAUUUCACACCGGACUUCCAUUCCGUAAACUCAUCGCAACAACUUCAACACCAACACUCGUCACAAACACAACAACCAACUACCAACACAUCACGUCUCAAUUCAGUCCACAAUAAUAAUACUCAACCAUACACUAAACAUACCACUACACACUACCUCACCUCCACUCCAACUCUAAUCCGCGUUCUGCAUUCAAAAUGGUACCUCCCCUCCAUCCCAUCCCCAUCUCAUCCCCUCACCACCACCACCACCACCUCUUCAUCCUCCUCCCCUAUACUAACAUGA